GAGGAGGAUGAUGAUGGUGGUGAUGUUGUUGGUGAUGAUGAUGGUGAUGAGAAUGGUGACGAGAACGAGGAGUUGACACCGGAUGCGAGAAGUGACUCGAUAUUCAGUGCCGAGAAUGAGGAUGAUGCUACUCUUGCUGCUUCUGCUUCGCCGAGAAAGAAGCGUGGCAUCAAAAUCACAGAUGAAACCCGAAAGUUCUUGGAAAACGAAAAUAUAUUACGAAGAUCCGGGAGGCAACGCAGAGAAAACAGCGGUACGAAUGCAUCUGAGCAAAGACCCCUAAAAAGGCCUUUAUCCCAUUCCGAAGAAAUAAGCGAUGAAGAAGAGGAGGAAGGAGAGUUCGAAAUUACGCCGAUGUUGCCAAAAACUACACAGAAAUCGUUGAAAGCAUUGCCAAAAAAGAAAGUGCGCAAACAUAGUGCAAAUUCAAAUGGCGACUCGGAUGGAGCUCGGCCAGCUCGAAGAAAUAAACCAGAAGCGCGGAAAAAUCGCAUCAAUUACAGAGAUAUUAGUUCCGGAGAAGAGAUCAAUUCGGACGAUGUGUUGGAAUGGGAUGAAGGUGGUGCAGCAGGUGCCUCGGAGCAGAAUGCUUCUGGCAGCGAAACAAUUGAAAAAGUGCUGCGUCAUCGAGCUGGAUAUCCGGGUGCAACUGGCGCCUCCACAACGCUCUAUAAUGUCGAGGACCGAGGCGACCCGAACGUCAGAUUGGGCGAAGCUGGAAGCAAUGCGGAACUGGAGCGCCAGUAUCUGAUCAAAUGGCUAGGAUGGUCACAUUUGCAUAACACAUGGGAAUCGGAGAGUAGCCUGAAAGCAUGCAAUGCAAAAGGACUGAAAAAAAUUGACAAUUACAUGAAACGUUUAAGAGAAAUUGAAGAAUGGUAA
Molecule: messenger RNA, 882 nt
Organism: Gongylonema pulchrum
Lineage: Eukaryota; Metazoa; Nematoda; Chromadorea; Rhabditida; Gongylonematidae
Source: the annotation of a GenBank genome assembly